UUUUUCCUGAAGUCUCCUGGAUAGCUUGAAGGGGAGAAAUCUUCCUACAAUAACAAACUAGUUCUAGAUAGGCCUUGUCUUAGACUUAGAAACAACGGAAACUUACUUCUAGUCUUGAAUUGUGAAAGAGUAGUCUGUAUACAGCUGUCUAAAGUUCCUAUUUCUUAAAUUGUAAUAUGCAGAUGCAGGCAAACAUCAGCAUAGACAGAAAGCUUUGUAUACAAUAUUGAAUUGCCAUCCCAGCAGCAUUAAGUUAUACUUCAGUUUAUAGCUGAUUUAUCUUGCCUGUGUAUGCAGAGAAGAAUGAAGGCAAAUAAAAGGUUACUCAAACACAUAACAAAAUGUAGUUGUAUGUAGUUCCCUAAGGUAGCUUUAGAAAAGCUUAUUUCUGAGUAUCAAGCACUUUAGUCUCUCCUUUGAAAAGCUUAUGAACAAUUUGAAGAUUCUUUAAGCUUAAGUGCUCUGUUCUUUAAAGUAAAACUCUGGAAUAAUGCUUAUUUGUUAAACUUUCUGUUCUCCUCAGUCUGGAAGCAUAAGCAAAGAUGUUCUGCAGUAUAGUGUUUUCAGUGUUGCAAUAUCUGGACUUGAAAAAUCAGAAGUGUGGGUGCUCUGUCUUUCCUUAAAUACCCUCCAAAACCAUUUAUUUUUUUGUGAUGUUGAGUCAUCAGGCAGAGGGUGGGUUCCUGUUUUCAAUGAGAUGUUCUUUAGGGAGAGAUUUGUGAAUGGAGAAAGGAAUGUCUUCAUAAUUCUGCUGUGUCCACUUUGGCCUCAAAAAAUGCUAGUUCUGCAUAACGCACUCCACAGUUUCAUUGUUUUAAGAAAGUUCACUGCCACCAGAAUUUAUUUUCUUUGAGACUGUGGUGUGAGGUGAAUUCUUUCAUUUGAAGAACAGCAUAGUUUGUAAUUAAUUUGUGCAAUUGUUUUGGCUACUGUAACAUGGAAGGGUAGAGCAGGAAGGGUGUGCUCCUGGAAUCUUGGAUACAGAGCAAAAGCGAAGUGGAAUUUACAGUUCCUUCUUUGGUCAGUAAUUGUUACAUUUUCAUAUUACGUGGCAUCUUUAUAUUCUAAAUCUAGCAGGGAAGAUACACUAAUCACUCACAGUACAAAAAUCUACAUGUUAAAUUCAGUUCCCAUUAACUGGGCUCACUGCUCAUGAUGAGGCCAACGCAACAAAGAUUUUUGGCACUACCGUCGUGUUUUUCAGACACACGGUGACAGUUACAAAAUCAUCUUAAUCUUUUCCUAUUUAAAAUUAAUAAUCAUUUUAGUUAGUUUGCUUAUUUUAAUCUAGUACAUCCUCUAAGCCCCAUGAACCUUCUGUACAGCUAGUGGGGAGCACGUUCCCUAGGGAUUGGGUUGGUGGCAGUUGGUGCUAGCUGACGGCGUCUCGUCGCUCACCCAAGCUGUCAGUGUGGAGCUCUGCUGUCCUCUCGUAAACUGUGAAGAUUGUGACAGCGUGGCUGCGGUCAGGAUCGGUGCUGUUGAUGCAACCAUGUGAUACUUAAUGGCAGUUCAGAAAUCCAUUUCACAAUUUAAAUUUGAACUCCUUUAUAUCGUGCUGGAAAUGCAUGCUCUGCUUCUUGAAAGCCUUCUUAGUUUCUCUUCAGCUGUAUUUCUUCUGCUCGGUUUUCAUGCCCGGACUUUGAACGGAGGCAGCACUGAGGGGAGCGUUUUCUCUUUUCCUCAUCUCUAUUCGCUUCCAGCUUUCUGCCCUGGACAAGGACCAGUCCUGGAGUUUGAGCGAGUGCCAGAGAACCGACCCACAUACUAAUUUGUGCGUUCCUUGUACUUCCCACCGACGUUACUCCGUUUUUUUUGAGGAAGCGUUAAGAACUAAAACACGUUAAAUGCGUAACGUUGCAGUUCUGUGCUACACCUACGACUUUCCCCCCGCCACGGAGGUUGUCGCCUCACACUUUCACAACAGGUUACGUGAUACCGGGACAACUUCAGCCCUAAGGGCGUUUCUCUUUAAGUCACCUCACCCACCCGGGACUGCAGCGCCCGCGGACGAGCAGAGCACGCCCCGCCUCACAGCCGCACGCCCCGCCCUGCCGCCCUCAGCCGGGCUCAGCGCGCAGGCGCAGCGCGGCCCCAGCGCUCACGGCCGGAAGCGCGGCCUCUGCUUCCGUGCCGAGGGCCGGCGCCGGCGGAGGCGGGAACGCUCGAGUGGGGUCGGGCCGCCAUGGACAGAAACAGUUUUGGAGAUGUACUGUCACCCCUCAGUAUAGAGACAGCCAAGCCUGGCCGAAAACCAAGCUCUCAGAAAAGAGUUUCCAUUCUUUCAUCUCUGGAUGACAGUAUUGGAAAUAUGACACCCAGAGGCCAGAUGAUUCCCCGAACUUCCAGUACGUUGUUUCGCCAGCCAUUUACUGCACUAUCUCGAAGCUCUCUGAAGCAGACAGACACAUCUACCAUACUGGGAGCAGCAGGGAAAUCUCCUCUGAUUCUGCAGAAUUCUGGUCUGCUUGGCAAUCAGUCAAUGUUGGAUGAAAGUAACUGGACAGCAAUGCUCUCACCUCAGCAAACAGGAAUGUUUACAAAUCUAGACAUGACAGAAGAUGUCACCAUGAGUGCUGUACUGUUACGUGAGGAUGAUCCUGGGGAAGCUGCUACUAUGAGCAUGUACUCAGAUUUUCUGCAUUCCUUCCUGAAACAUACAUCAACUACCAUUUUCGAUCUUGUGGAUGAGUAUGAAAGUAUAUGUAAUAGUCAGGUGAACAUACUGGGGAAGAUAGUUUACAGAGCAACUCCUGGACAGCAGAAGUUCUCAAAAACUGCCAGUGUCUUGUGGCUUCUCAAGCAGGAGAUGGUAACGUGGAGACUGUUGUCCUCACUGUAUAGGGACAGAAUACAGUCUGCACUGGAAGAUGAAACUGCCUUUGAUAUCACAGUUUUAAACACAAGUGAAAAGACGAAUGUAGACAACUUGUUUCAGAAAGAUGCACUUGUUCGACAAAGCCAGCUGGUGGUAGAUUGGCUAGAGAGCAUUGCCAAGGAUGAAAUUGGGAACUUCUCUGAUAAUAUUGAGUUUUAUGCAAAAUCUGUAUAUUGGGAGAAUACGCUACAUAUCUUGAAGCAGCGACAGUUAAGUACAUACAUUGGAAGUUCUCGACCUCUGGUAACAGAGUUGGAUCCAGAUGCUCCCAUAAGGCAGAAACUGCCACUUGAUGAUUUGGAUCGAGAAGAUGAUGCAAGAUUACUGAAGUAUCUCUUCACUCUUAUCAGAGCAGGGAUGACAGAUGAGGCACAACGCUUAUGCAAACGAUGUGGUCAGGCCUGGAGGGCUGCAACUUUGGAAGGAUGGAAAUUGUAUCAUGAUCCCAACAUAAGUGGAGGAGGAAAUGAGGUACAGCCUGUUGAAGGGAAUCCAUACAGAUGCAUUUGGAAAAUAUGUUGUUGGCGUAUGGCUGAAGAGGAGCAAUUUAACAGAUAUGAGAGAGCAAUCUAUGCAGCACUCAGUGGAAACCUCAAGCAGCUUCUUCCAGUCUGUGACACCUGGGAGGACACUGUUUGGGCAUAUUUCAGGGUCAUGGUGGAUACACUUGUGGAGCAGGAAAUACGAACAUCAGUAGUAACUGCAGAGGAGAAGGAAGAGCUCCCUAGAGAGUAUUUAGAAACCAACUGGACUUCAGAAAAAGUUUUUGAAGAACUUCAGGCAACAGACAAAACGAGAGUUAUAGAGGAGAAUCAAGAACACUAUCGUGUGAUUCAGAAAUUCAUUAUACUGGGAGAUGUGGAUGGUCUGAUGGAAGAAUUCAACAGAUGGCUUUCCAAAGACAGAAGUGUGCUGCCAGGGCACCUCCUUCGUUUCAUGACACAUCUUAUUCUGUUUCUCCGCACUUUGGGCCUGCAGACUAAGGAGGAAGUUUCUGUUGAAGUCCUAAAGACCUACAUUCAGCGGAUGAUAUCAGAGAAGCACACAGAUUUAAUAGCUUUUUAUGUUAGCCACCUGCCCCCAGAGCUGGCUGUUGCCCAGUAUGCUCUGUUUCUAGAAGAUGUUACUGAAAGCGAUCAACGCCACCACUGUCUUGAAUUAGCAAAAGAAGCAGGCCUGGAUGUUGCAGCCAUAACAAAAACUGUCGUUGAGAACAUCCGCAAGAAAGAUGCUGGGGAUUUCAGUCACCAUGAUCAUAUGUUGGACACAGGCACAACAGAGGCAGAUCGGCUGAAAAUAGAUGUAAUUGACUGGCUUGUAUUUGAUCCUGCACAGAGGGCUGAAGCACUCAAGCAAAGCAAUGCUAUCAUGAGGAAGUUCUUGGCAUCCAAGAAGCAUGAAGCUGCAAAAGAUGUGUUUGUGAAGAUUCCUCAAGACUCUAUAGCAGAAAUAUAUAACCAAUGGGAAGAACAGGGAAUAGAAGCCUCUCUUCCAGCUGAAGACGACAACGCUAUAAGAGAACAUUUAUGUAUACGGGCAUAUUUGGAAGCCCAUGAAAUCUUCAAUAAAUGGUUUCAACACAUGAACUCAGCUCCACAGAAGCCGCCUUUGUUGCCACAAGCAAGUUUCACUGAAAAAGUGGCCCAUGAACAUAAAGAAAAAAAAUAUGAGGUGGACUACGGUAUCUGGAAAAGUUUCUUGGAUGGUCUUACAAGUGAUGUCAAGGAGAAAAUGUACAACGUGUUGCUGUUUGUUGAUGGAGGAUGGAUGGUUGAUGUUAGAGAGGAUGCUGAGGAGGACCCCGAACGAACACAUCAGAUGAUUCUGCUGCGAAAGCUUUGUCUGCCAAUGAUGUGCUUCUUACUGCACACGGUGCUGCACAGUACUGGGCAGUACCAGGAAUGCCUGCGGCUGGCUGACAUGGUGGCAUCCGAGCGACACAAGCUCUAUACGGUAUUUUCAAAAGAAGAACUCCGAAAAUUCUUACAGAAGCUGAGGGAAUCUUCUUUGAUGCUUCUGGACCAGGAUCUCGAUCCCUUGGGAUAUGAAAUUCAGUCUUAGAAUUUCCUUUAGAUAUCUGCAAAAACUUGAAUGUGAAGUCUGGACACUUUAAUCAAAUUUAGUUUGUUGUGUAAUCCGUUCUGAUCUUUGUUCCAAGAAACACAGUUACACAGAUUUCACUUUCAAAGUGCUGACCAACAUGAGAGGAUAUUUGUUACACAAUUUGUCUCUUUUGUAACUUUUUUUCUAAUAAAUGUGCUCUACCAACAGAAAAUGUUUGUUCAUUCACAUCUAAACUGCCAAUACACGUAGAAAGGUGUUGUGUGGACUUCCUUCCUGUACGUGCUGAGGCGCUGCCUGUCGAUGGGAAGCGUUAUUCAGCAGUACAAGAAAGUGCAGGAGUGCAGUGAAAAAGGAAAGUGAGGCAGCGUGUGGAAAGCAGGGGAGGGGAACAUCCAACAAAGAGCGAAGUCAGGGCUCCCAGCAGCCCUACAGAGGAGACAGCGCUGCUGAAGGGCUCAGUUCAGUCGCUCAAAGGUUGAGGUAAUCCUGACCUGGGGAAAAAGCGUUCGUGUCCGGAAGCGAGUGCGAGGUUCUGCGUUUCGUUUAGAAAUCUCCUCGCACGUUUACAUGCGUAAAUGCGCCUAGCUUUUCCCCCAAAGGGAGAGGACAGAGGGCGCAGCUCUAACGCAGAGGGCGUGACAGCGGCAGCAGCUCCGCUAAUUCAGCGCUCGCCGCCGCCUGACGAAGGCCCACGCCCGUCAUCCGUCCCCGCCGACGACCGCACCGCCU
This is a messenger RNA of Phasianus colchicus (ring-necked pheasant), 5671 nucleotides long. It is a transcript of the gene NUP107, whose product is annotated as nucleoporin 107. Gene Ontology annotation, molecular function: structural constituent of nuclear pore. Gene Ontology annotation, biological process: mRNA export from nucleus; protein import into nucleus; post-transcriptional tethering of RNA polymerase II gene DNA at nuclear periphery. Gene Ontology annotation, cellular component: nuclear pore; nuclear pore outer ring. NCBI's taxonomy places the organism in Eukaryota, Metazoa, Chordata, Aves, Galliformes, Phasianidae. The record is from RefSeq and is a predicted model, not a curated record.